Aspergillus bombycis is the source of this 3156-nucleotide messenger RNA. Its product is annotated as bifunctional cytochrome P450/NADPH--P450 reductase. Gene Ontology annotation, molecular function: iron ion binding; NADPH-hemoprotein reductase activity; heme binding. Gene Ontology annotation, cellular component: cytosol. The transcript is spliced from 8 exons. Lineage: Eukaryota; Fungi; Ascomycota; Eurotiomycetes; Eurotiales; Aspergillaceae. The record is from RefSeq and is a predicted model, not a curated record. The coding region runs from base 1 to 3156 and encodes 1051 amino acids.
AUGGAGGGUUCAACUCCUAUCCCAGAGCCCCAGGGCUUGCCGCUCUUGGGAAAUAUCAAGGACGUGAACCCAGAGUUCCCUCUAGGGUCCAUGGUGGGACUUGCAGAUGAGCUUGGUGAAAUCUAUCGCUUGCGAUUCCCCGGCCGAACCACAGUCUUCAUUUCGACAUAUGAGUUGGUGAAUGAAGUUUGCGAUGAGAAACGAUUCAAGAAAUCCGUCAAUUCGGCAUUGAGUGAAGUCAGAAAUGGUGUGCAUGAUGGUCUCUUCACGGCAAGAGAGGGCGAAGUCAACUGGGGCAUUGCCCACCGAGUCCUCAUGCCAGCAUUUGGACCACUAUCAAUCCAGAGCAUGUUCGACGAAAUGCACGAUAUCGCCACGCAAUUGGCGCUGAAGUGGGCUCGUUAUGGACCAGAGACACCGAUCAUGGUGACAGACGACUUCACGCGCCUGACGUUGGAUACCCUGGCGCUGUGCUCGAUGGGCUUCCGCUUCAACAGCUACUACUCGCCCGAGCUACACCCGUUUAUUGAAGCCAUGGGCGACUUUCUCACGAUGUCCGGUGAACGGCCCAGAAGGCUUCCUUUGCCCUCCAUAUUCUACAAGGGCCAGGACGAGAAGUACGAGGCUGAUAUCCAGAUUUUGCGGAAGACGGCGGAGGGUGUGCUGAAGUCGCGGAAGGCCCAUAAGAGUGAGCGGAGGGAUCUCCUGACGGCGAUGUUGGAGGGGGUUGAUUCGAAGACCGGGCAGAGCAUGACGGAUGAGAGUAUCAUGGACAAUCUGAUUACGUUCCUGAUUGCGGGCCAUGAGACAACGUCGGGGUUAUUGUCCUUUGCGUUCUAUCAGCUUUUGAAAUAUCCGGAGAUUUACCGCAAGGCGCGGCAGGAGGUGGAUGACGUGGUCGGUGAAGGAACUAUCAAAGUUGAGCAUAUGUCGAAGCUUCCCUAUAUUGCGGCGAUUCUUCGUGAGACGCUGAGGAUAAACGCCACGAUUCCGUUGUUCACGGUCGAGGCAUAUGAAGAUACGCUCAUUGGAGGAAAAUACGCUGUCAAGAAGGGAGAGACAAUCGUCAGUCUUUUGGCGAAAUCGCACCUGGAUCCCGCUGUCUACGGCGAGGAUGCCAAUGAGUUCAAGCCGGAAAGAAUGUUGGACGAGAACUUCAACCGGCUCACCCGCGAAUUUCCUAACUGCUGGAAGCCGUUCGGCAAUGGCAUGCGGGCGUGCAUCGGCCGCCCGUUUGCCUGGCAGGAGGCGUUGCUGGUGAUGGCCAUGUUACUCCAGAACUUCGACAUUGAACACGUUGAUCCUGACUACAAGCUCGGGAUUAAGCAGACGCUGACGAUCAAGCCGAAGGAUUUCUUCAUGGCGGCCAAACUGCGAGGCAACAUGUCGCCAACGCAGCUGGAGCGUCGCCUGGCGGGCAUCGAAGCCCCUAUGGAGGCGAGACUUCCUCUCACGAUUCUUUAUGGCUCGAACACUGGCACCUGCGAGGCCUUGGCGCAGCGUCUGGCGGCCGAUGCAGCUUCGCAUGGGUUCCACGCAUCGACGGUCGAUUCUAUGGAUAGUGACUUUGAGGCCUUGCCGACUGAUCGACCUAUCGUGAUUAUCACAGCAUCGUACGAAGGUCAGCCGCCCGAUAAUGCCGCCCGGUUUGUGUCUUGGAUGGAAGGACUCAAUAAGGAAGACAGCCCCUUGAAGGACUUGACCUACGCUGUGUUCGGCUGUGGAAACCAUGAGUGGGCGCAAACCUUCCACCGAAUCCCGAAGCUUGUGGACACGACCUUCGAACAAGCAGGUGCUAGCCGUGUGGCGGACAUUGGGUUGGCGGAUGCCGCGAACGGGGACAUCUUCACCAGCUUUGAGACAUGGGAGGACGAGAUCCUGUGGCCAGCAUUGGCUAAACGUUAUAGCGUUGCUGCAGAGGAGAGCAAGGACAAAGCGGCCCAGGUGGACGCAACCGUGUCCACUCCACGACUCCUGACGCUCCGACAAGACCUGAAAGAAGCUGUUGUUGUCGAUGCCUGGGACCUGUCGACCGGGGAGGAAUCCGUCAAGAGACAUAUCGAGAUCCGCCUCCCAGAAGGCAUGUCGUAUCAACCAGGUGACUACCUCGCCGUAUUGCCUGUCAACCCUAAAGAGAAUGUUCACCGGGCCAUGCGCCGCUUUGGCCUCGCCCGGGACGCACAUAUCACCAUUACCACCAAAGGACAGACAUCUCUUCCGUCCAACGAGUCAGUAUCCGCUUAUGAUAUUCUGAGCUCUUACAUUGAGCUGGCGCAACCUGCCACAAAACGUAACAUCCUCUCGCUCGCUGAAGCAGCGCAAGACGAGCAUACCAAAGCCGAACUCAACCACCUCGCCACAGAAGUCUACGGCAAAGAAAUCAGCGCCAAAACCGUCUCCGUCCUCGAUCUUCUCGAGCGCUACCCGUCCGUCACCCUGUCCCUGGGCUCAUUCCUCUCGAUGAUGCCCCCCAUACGAGUCCGGCAAUACUCAAUCUCCUCCUCCCCACUCUUCAACCCUAACCACGCAACCCUAACCUUCACUAUCCUCGACAAACCCGCCCUCUCGGGCCAAGGCCGCCACAUCGGCGUCGCCUCCUCGUACCUCGCCUCGCUAAUGAAAAGCGACGUCCUCUCCGUCUCUAUCCGCCAUCCACAGGCACCCUUCCGCCUCCCUGAGAACCAGUCGCAAACUCCCAUCAUCUGCAUCGCCGCCGGGACUGGUUUCGCCCCCUUCCGCGGCUUCAUCCAGGAGCGCGCCCUGCUCCUCGCGCAGGGCCAGACGCUAGCGCCUGCAGCCCUGUUCCUGGGCACGCGGUCGCCGGAGCAGGAUGAUUUGUAUGCCGUAGAGCUGGGAGAGUGGGAGCGGGCUGGUGCUGUCGAGGUAUAUAGAGCGUUUAGUAGGGGCUCUGCGGCGAGUGAGGGCUGCAGGUAUGUGCAGGAUCGGGUGUGGAGGGAGAAGGAGAGGUUCAUAGAGCUUUGGGAAGUGGGGGCAAAGGUCUUUGUUUGUGGGUCUAGACGUGUUGGGGACGGCGUUAGGGAGGCGAUUAUUAGGAUUUUGGUUGAGGCUGAGGGUAAGGGUGAGGAUGAGGAUGGAGUCAGGGCGAGGUUUGAGGCGGUUCGGAAUGUGCGCUAUGUGACCGAUGUUUUUGACUAG